Umbelopsis ramanniana AG is the source of this 1144-nucleotide messenger RNA. RefSeq lists its product as uncharacterized. The coding region runs from base 171 to 983 and encodes 270 amino acids. The transcript is spliced from 7 exons. Lineage: Eukaryota; Fungi; Mucoromycota; Umbelopsidomycetes; Umbelopsidales; Umbelopsidaceae. The record is from RefSeq and is a predicted model, not a curated record.
CUAAACUUGUACAUAGCUUGAAUGAACAAGAAUUACGAGCUCGAGGGUUGGACGGGUUGGUAUCGUUCAUAAGCAAUCACUGGCGUAUCCCAAGAGAACGAACUCACUGAUGUUACCAAUUUAGCCUUGAAGCUGGUAGAAAUGCUUUUCAGCAGUUCAACUCACUUAUAAUGAAGAGAUCUACAUCAAGGUCUCAAAGUGCGACUCCGCCGCCUCGAGAAGAAUCAAGCAGUGGAUCCGUUAUCUCAAUACAAAUGCCUGCAACUGAGCAGUGGACCAAAAGCCUUGAAUCCUCAUGGCAAGAGUUACAAAAGAAUAAUAAGACAAACUAUGAAUUAUCAGAGCAAGCGCAAAAGCUUAUAGACCAUCUGAUAAAAAAGUGCCACGAUCAGGCAAAGUAUUGCGAGGAUUUCCAAACGGAGUGCAGCCAAUUACCAGAGGUUUCUACUCAAUUGAAGACAAUGACGACUCUGGCUGAUGAUCUGAAAGGAAAACUCGUACAGCUUGACAGAGAUAUUGACGAUUAUUGUAAGGACUAUGAACAGAUGGAAUUUGAAGCUUGGAAGCGAACACAAGAUCAAACCCUUCAGCAGUAUAUGUUGGAUAAAAAGGACGACUUCUUAGUGAAGGAACACACUCUUCAGCAAAAGUACGAUAUGCAUGUCAAGGAUCUUACGGCGAAAAGGAUUGAGUUGUACGAAGCAAAUUUCAAAGCAGAAAUAGAUGAUUAUCGGCAUCGACGAGAAAACCAAGUGUCUUCGCUGUAUGGAGAACGACCAAGGAUGGACAGGGUAACUCAAAGGCUUGAUAAUGUUACGCUGGAUGCGGAUGACACACACGUGCUAGAUGAUUUUCUGGGUGACGACGAUACCAAUAACAAGCCCCUAAUCAAACCCACGGCAAGAAACGAAAGUGAAGAUGAGGAUGACGAAGACGCACCCCACGAUUUAGUACAGGCAGAUGAGGAUUAUAUAUCUUCAUGAUACAAUGUUCUAUGCGACCAAGAUUGAAAAUGACAGGUGUCAAGCUGGAUGAAUGUAAAUACUAAAUAAAAAAAUCCUGUAAUUUUUCCUUUUUACAAUAACGAGCGUUUUUGUUCUUGGCCGAUCAUUUGUGAGAUGCAACCCAACAUACUGUCGUCUUC